CAGCUUACAAACCAUAAGGAAAAGUAGUUCAAUUUCAUCCGAAUUCAAUCAAAUCUCUUUGAAUUGAAGAUCCUUUCUGCGUUUUUUUUCGUAAGGUGGCAAUAAUCUCCAAUUCCCUCUCGUUCUCUUCGCUUUCGCGCCUUAGAUGGAAGUCAUAAUCUUCCAUCACCGCCGUAGAAUUUACAGUUUCCAAACCCUAAUUUUACCCUAGAACUCAAACCGAAGCAAAAAAAAAAAAGGAAAAGAAAAUUUAGAUUCUCUCGUAUUCUCCAAUUCGCUUGCGAAUUCGGAUUGAGAAAGGCAGCGAAUAGAGGAAGGACAAGAUGUUUGGCGCGUGGAAUAAUAUUGCGAAAUCAGCUGAGGCAGUGGUUUCCCGGUGGGCGGUGAAGAGGGUGUUUAAGUUUCUAUUGAAGAAGAAACUUGGGCAGUUUAUCUUGGGAGAUAUUGAUUUGGACCAACUCGAUGUUCAGCUCGCAGAGGGGACCAUCCAUCUCUCUGACCUCGCCCUCAACGUCGAUUAUCUUAACCAGAAGAUUGGUCCAGCAGCAUCUUUGGUUAUAAAAGAGGGGUCUAUUGGAUCAUUAUUAGUUAAAAUGCCUUGGAAGGGUAAAGGAUGUCAAGUUGAGGUUGAUGAACUUGAGCUGUUGCUUGCUCCUUGCAUGGAGAAUGAUCAUUUAUCUAGAGCAGAUGAACAUUGUAGUUCCAAUAAUGAUGGUAACUAUUAUAAUUGCAGCGACUUGGGGAAAUUUUCUAACGAAAUGGAAGGAAGUCCGAGGAAUCCUGAAAAUGUACAUGAAGGUGUAAAGACAAUUGCAAAGAUGGUAAAAUGGUUUCUUACAAGCUUUAACGUGAAGAUUAAAAGGUUAAUAGUUGCAUUUGAUCCAUCUCUAGAGAAUGUUGAAAAACUGGGCUUCCAUAGGACUUUUGUGCUUCGGAUAUCAGAAACAGAAUGCGGAACUUGUGUUUCUGAAGAUGCUGGUUUAGGUGGUGAAGGUAGAGCUCACAGUUUUCUUGGAAUUAGCCAACUUACAAACUUUGUUAAAUUCCAUGGAGCUGCACUUGAGCUUCUUCAGAUGGAGGAUGUUGACGAUCAAUCUUGUGCUUCACACGCUUCAGGAAUGCCUUUUUCGGGAUUGUAUUCAUAUUGUUCUCCACCAAAUGCUGCUAUUCCAAUCAUGUCAGGGAAAGGUGGUGGAUUUUCAGGGAAUUUGAAGCUUAGCAUUCCUUGGAAGAACGGAUCCUUGGACAUUCGCAAGGUGGAUGCAGAUGUUUCUAUUGAUCCAGUAGAUUUAAGAUUUCAACCUAGCAUAAUUAAAUGGUUGUUACUUUCAUGGGAAACUUUCAAGAACUUUGACAAGGUUGGGAAGAAUAGUAUGCACUGUGAGACAACAGACUCUGUAUACUUGAAUUCUAAUUCUCAAUUCCAAUCAUCAGCAUCUGCCAUGACUGUCAGUGAUAAAGUUACAAAAAAUCAGGGAAGAUUUUCUGCAGGCUGUACUUCCUUGAACGUGCGAGAAUCUGUUGAUGAAACUGGGUUACCCGGUUCACAUUUUAUUCCUAAUUGGGUACCAAUUUCUGUUGGAAAAAACAAGCAGGAUGUUGGAGAAGAAGUUGACUUUGGUGCAAGCGUGGACCAAUUUUUUGAGUGUUUUGAUGGAAUGAGAAAUUCACAAUCAGCUUUGGGAAGUAGUGGAAUGUGGAACUGGACAUGCUCAGUUUUCAGUGCAAUAACUGCUGCAUCCAGCCUUGCAUCUGGAUCUUUACAAAUUCCUUCUGAACAGCAGCACGCUCAAACUAAUCUUAAAGCAUCCUUCGCUGGAAUUUUUAUUGUGUUGUCCUUUCAUGACGAAAACCUGGAUCAUCUGUGUGAUCUAGUACAUGCCAGUUCCAGCAUUCAUUAUUUGGGCAUAGAAUGCAGGGAUAUCUCUGUUCUUGUGCAGGUAUGUCCUCAAGAAAUGAGGUUUGAAGGAACAAUGGUGCAUAUUGAAGCUGCUGAUUAUUUCUGCCGUAAGGACGGAGGAGAUUGUGGCAAUAACGUUGACAGUAAAACCUUUUCAAUAAAAAAUAUGCAAGAUGAAGUUCAACAUGCUCUUCCUCUGUUUUCCCCAUCUACUGGAGAUCGAUCACCAGAUGUAUUUGGUGAGUUAGUUUCUACAGAUUUUUCACUCAGGGACGAGGGUGAUAUGGUCAAAAUUAUGUUGUUUACAACCUCUGGGGUCACUCACUGCCAAUGUACUGUGAGGUCUAGUUCAUCUGGUGGUAGUUUUUCAGGGCAGACAUCUUUUUCUCUGAAACUGCCACCUCUUACUUUUUGGUUUAGCUUCUCCUUGUUAAAGAUGUUAUCAGAUCUCUUGAAGGAAGUUGGAAAAUCUACUGAAAUGGGUAAUAAUAAGCGAAAAGUUUCAUAUGAUGCUUCCUAUGAGAAGUUUGAAUCAUCUCAUUCUCAUGUGAAAAUAAUUUCUGGCUCUUGCAUUACAAACUCUUCUUCAGCAGAAAUGUUGCGGGGUAACAUAUCAAUCUCCAAUGCAAGAAUAAUUCUGUGUUUCCCUUUUAAGAGUGAUGAAGAUGAUGGUGGAUACCCUUCAUGGGAUCAAUUCAUUGUUCUUGAUCUUUCUUCACCUUUACCAUCAAAGGGUGAAAUGCAAGACAGUAGUCCACAUCUUGAUGGGAGUUUGCAAAAACAAUUCCCCUCGUCUGGCACUCGUUCUUUGCACCUGAACUUUGUUUAUCUUUCCUUGUACUCAGUAAUAACUGCACAGAAAGAUGGUAGUGGAAUUGAUUAUGGUAGUAUUCAGAGGCAUAAAUUUUCUUCUCAAAAGAUUCUUUCAGUCAGCAACAGGACUGGGUGUCUUUCUUUCAUUAGUGUCUUUUGGCAGGAAGGUCAUGUGACUGGCCCUUGGAUAGCAGAGAAAGCCAAGUUCUUAGCUACUCCAGAAGAAAGCAGGAGCGGAAAUAAAUCCAUGGGAAAAGGUUAUGAGUUUGCCACUGUUACUACUGUGAAAGAUCUUGAUGAUAUAAGUGCUCAAACCCGCCAGGAGAUAAUUUUUAGCACCACAUGCUUUGCACACAUUCAUCUGUCAUCUGUUAUGGUUGAUCUAGACAGUUUACAGUAUAUUGGCUUGCAUAAUCUUUUAAAGCAGAUUAUUACUGGAUUAUCGUGUUUCUCGUGUGAUGUAACUGGUACCAAAGAAGAGGAUUCAAUUUCUCAAACAUCAGUUCUUCUGGAAUGUGAUUCUGUAGAAAUUUCUGUAAAACCAGAUGAUGAAGAAAAUGUGAAAGCUCCUAUGCGGAGUGAACUUCCAGGUUCAUGGGGUUGUCUGAAACUGAACAUACAGAAAUUUGAUUUGCUAUCUGUCUCAAAUGUUGGUGAUAUUAGGGGUUCUAGUUUUCUAUGGUUAACCCACAGUGAAGGUACGUUAUCGGGUUCAGUCUCUGGGGAUCAAGAUCAGGAGUUUCUUUUAAUCUCAUGUAGUGAUUCUGCAAUGAAACGUGGUGAUGGAGGAGGUUCAAAUGCUUUAUCUUCUAGGUUAGCUGGUUCAGAUAUUGUAAACUUCUGGGAGCCAGAGAGCUUCCAAGAUUUUACAUCUAUAACUGUGAGGUGCUGCACAAUUGUUGCCGUAGGUGGUCGUUUAGAUUGGAUGGGUGUGAUCUGCUCCUUUUUCAGUUUGCCGUCAGUGGAUCCCGAACAAUUUGUUGAGCAUAAUUUACCAAAUGGAGAUUUAGACAAACCCGCUCAUAGAUCUUCCUUUGUUCUUAAAUUGGUUGAUAUUGGAUUGAGUUAUGAACCCCAGUUAAACAACUUGGCUGUUCAUAGUGAAGUUCUAGAUUCAGAUUCUGUUUCUUCAGAUGCCAAAGACGACACAUCUGAACCUUAUGUAGCUUGUCUGAUUGCUGCAUCUUCCUUCUGUCUUUCAAAUUCAACAGUGGCAGAUUCUCUAGGCAAUGAAUUUAGAAUAAGAUUACAAGAUCUCGGUUUUCUUCUUCGUGCAGUUUCUGAGUGUGACAAACUUGGGGGUACUUAUAGUGCCGAACAACUUAAUCGGGGAGGUUAUGUCAAAGUUGCUCGGGAGGCACUAAUUGAAGCUGUUGUAAAAACUAGCUGUGCCAACGGCCUUCUCUGGACGGUAGAGUGUUCAAAUUCUCAAAUUUAUGUGGAAACCUGCCACGACACCACAUCUGGCUUGAUUCGCUUGGCUGCUCAACUCCAGCAGUUAUUUGCCCCUGAUGUGGAGGAGUCUAUCGUGCACUUACAAACACGGUGGAAUAAUUUUCAGAUGGAACAACAGAGGAAUGAUGAGAAAAAUAGAGCUCCAUCAACUUCUGAAAUUCAUACUGUGACUGCAGAGUUAGAGGCUAAAUGUGGGGUGGCUGGCUUGAUGGAUGAGAUAUCUGAAGAUGCAUUUUCCUUGGAUGGAAAUGAGACCUUCCAGAUUGGUUCUUCUGAGGUACAGUUUCACCUACCCGUCAAGGAAAAUGUUGCUGAAGAACCUUGUAGCUUAAGCUUUGAAAAUGCGGAGAUGUUUUCUCACGAGCUACCUGUUAAUGGAAUAGGUCUCCAAAGUAGUCAAGCUUCCUUUCUAGAACAAGGUUACUUCCCAGAACUAAUAGAAAGUUACUGUUUACCUGAGUUACGCCCCCUUACAGAAUUACCUACAGGACUAAAAUCUUCCCAUGAGGUCCUGAAAUGUAGAUCCCUACAUGUUGGGGAGGGAGAUCUUGGAAGAGGGAAUAGUGGAUGGUAUGAAGAUGCUUCUUUAAAAAUUGUUGAAAAUCACAUUUCAGAACCAAGUGGAAGAGCUGGCCUGAAAUCAUUUGUGGAAGACAGGCUUUUGUAUCAUGACUCUGGUGAACCUGAUGAUACAGUAAACAUCAUAGGACGUGUACUCCUUAAGAACAUUAAUAUAAGAUGGAGAAUGUAUGCUGGGUCUGACUGGCGCAAAGCAAUAAUGAGUAAUAUGCAGUCCAGUAAUAUUCUUGGAAGGGAUAGAACUGUAUGUCUAGAGCUUGCAGUAUCUAGGAUGGAGUUUCAUUAUGACAUAUUCACACCUGGUGGAGUAUCUGUGUCUAAGCUCUCUCUUUCAGUCCAUGAUUUUCAUCUUUAUGACAAGAGCACCGACGCACCUUGGAAGCUGGUGCUAAGAUACUAUGAUUCAAAAGAUCAUCCUAGGGAAUCCUAUUCAAAGGCAUUCAAACUGGACCUAGAAGCUGUCAGACCAGAUCCUUUUACACCUCUUGAGGAAUACCGGCUGCGCGUUGCUCUCCUGCCUAUGCGGUUACAUCUUCAUCAAAGCCAACUUGACUUUCUCGUCAGGUUUUUUGGUGAAAAAAGCUCAUCGCUUAACCAGUCUACAAGUUGCCCUCCAGAUUCUGAUUUGUUGGUAAUGAGGAGCCAUUAUCUUGCUGGACAUGCCAUUGCAGAUGAGGCAUUGCUCCCUUAUUUUCAGAAGUUUGAUAUUUGGCCUAUUCUUGUUCGAGUGGACUAUAGUCCCCAACAUGUUGAUCUAGCAGCACUGAAAGGUGGUAAAUAUGCGGAACUUGUAAACAUUGUUCCAUGGAAGGGAGUUGAGCUAGAACUUAAACAUGUUCAUGCUAUUGGUGUCUAUGGUUGGGGCAGCGUUUGUGAAACAAUUAUUGGGCAGUGGUUGGAAGAUAUUUCUCAAAAUCAGAUUCAUAAAGUAUUGUGUGGCCUUCCUACCAUCCCAUCUUUGGUUUCUGUUGGUGCUGCUGCUGCAAAGCUAGUUUCCUUGCCACUCGAGAGCUAUAGGAAAGAUCAGAGGGUACUAAAGGGAAUGCAAAGAGGUACAAUGGCAUUCCUUCGAAGUAUAUCACUUGAAGCUGUUAGACUUGGUGUGCAUUUGGCAGCCGGGACUCGUGACUUUCUGCUUCAGACUGAGUAUAUGCUGACAAAUAGUCCUCCUGUAUCACGGCCCUCACAAGGCAAGACAAAGACAAAGACAAAUGUGAGGCAUAAUCAGCCUAAAGAUUCCCAACAAGGAAUUCAACAGGCUUAUCAGAGCUUCAGUAAUGGGCUUGGGAGAUCUGCAUCGGCUUUAGUUCAGACACCUUUGAAAAAAUAUCAACGUGGGGCCAGUGCAAGUUCAGCAUUGGCAACAGCUGUUAAGGCAGUUCCUACUGCUGCUAUAGCUCCAGCAUCUGGCUGUGCAAGUGCAAUACACUCUACUCUCCUUGGAAUCAGAAAUAGCCUUGAUCCUGAGCUUAAGAAAGAGGCAAUGCAGAAAUAUUUCGGUCCCACCCUGCCGCAGGAUCCUAAUUAAUCUUGUUACCAACAGUGUCAGUUCUGGUAUUUUACAUGAUCAUUGUGAUAGAUCGGAGGGUGUUAUUUCUUCAACGAGAACAGGAUAUUGUCACAUACCUCGAUUUUUACCUGGCGAGGGUUUGGCUUUUAUGUGUACAGUUAAGCAAAUCCAUCACACAUUCUUUCCCGCCGGAACCGGAUCCGGUGGUAAGUUUUGUACAAAAUGUAAUUAUGUAUAUUGGCAAUCGUGAGCAAGUUUUUUAGCUUCCUCUUUAAUCAUGGUCUUUCCCACUAAAACAGUGAGGUGUGUGCUGUGUUAUUCUUUGCAAGCCUCAGGCGCUGUGCUUAUUGCUUCUGCUUGUACGUAAUCCAUUGCUUCUAUAAUACAUUUUAGA
Molecule: messenger RNA, 6651 nt
Organism: Hibiscus syriacus
Lineage: Eukaryota; Viridiplantae; Streptophyta; Magnoliopsida; Malvales; Malvaceae
Product: autophagy-related protein 2-like
Exons: 15
Coding region: 324-6275 (1983 amino acids)
Biological process (GO): reticulophagy; piecemeal microautophagy of the nucleus; autophagy of mitochondrion
Cellular component (GO): phagophore assembly site; extrinsic component of membrane
Molecular function (GO): phosphatidylinositol-3-phosphate binding
Source: RefSeq, a predicted model, not a curated record